Brassica oleracea var. oleracea is the source of this 990-nucleotide messenger RNA. RefSeq names its product cysteine-rich repeat secretory protein 26-like. The transcript has 2 exons. The record is from RefSeq and is a predicted model, not a curated record. Bases 105 to 890 code for a protein of 261 amino acids. NCBI's taxonomy places the organism in Eukaryota, Viridiplantae, Streptophyta, Magnoliopsida, Brassicales, Brassicaceae.
GUCACUAAGGUACAAGAAAAAAAUAGGAAUCAUAAUCACUUCAAAUCUAAAGUUCUCAUCAAGUCUCUUAUAUAAACAUCUCCACUCCUCAAAAAUCACAAACAAUGCCUUUAAGUUUUGGAUCGGUCCCUAUCUUGGCCGCGGUGGCCAUACAACUCCUCCUUAUAUCCAGCGUUUCUUCCCUCAACAUUACCAAUGAGUAUCUCCACCACGCAUGCAACAACACCCAAGGGAAAUACAAGCCAGGGAGUGUGUUCGAGGAAAAUCUCAACAUUGCCCUCAAAAACAUAUCCGCUUUUAAUCUGCAAAAAGGUUUUGCCCUUGACUCCAAUAUGAAUAGACCCUACAAAAAUAUACCUCCCGAUACCGCCUUCGUCAUGCUCCAGUGUCGUGGCGACUCCUACGGGUCUAAGUGUCACUCAUGCCUCACCACAGCCCUCUCUGGGCUUCGUAAGAAAUGUCCGAGAAACAAAGCAGGAACAAUAUGGUAUGACCAAUGCACUCUGGAUAUUUCUACAUUCAGUGCCGGUGACAGCAGAAUCCUCUAUGAUGAUUAUUUAUGUAUAACCAACCCAAAGGACCUGAGCGGAGAUAAGAAGAUGUUCGAUAAGAAAAAGAAGGAUUUCACCGAUAAGCUAAUAUCUGAAGCCGGCAAGUUGGGAAACAACAGCAAGGGGUCACUGUACGCAACGGGAGAGAUGAUGAUCGGGACAAAGAAGCUUUAUGGAAUGAUGCAAUGUACGGAUGAGUUAUAUGAGAAUGGUUGCUCUGUGUGUCUAGAUUGGCUUGUCUUGCAACAUCCAUUCUGCGGCGAUGGAAAACAAGGAGUUCGAUAUAUGUGUAGAAGCUGUAAUGCAAGGUUUGAGCUUUACCCUUUUCUUAGAACUUAAUACUGUUUGAUGGGAGCUCUUAAUUUGCUUUAUGUUUGAAUAAGUACUAUAUCAAGAAAUAAAAAUUGUUAACCUCUUUGUGGUUUAUUUUCUGGUUAAA